Messenger RNA from Prorocentrum cordatum, 1250 nucleotides. The record is from the annotation of a GenBank genome assembly. Lineage: Eukaryota; Dinophyceae; Prorocentrales; Prorocentraceae.
CUCCUCCUCCUCCUCCUCCGCCUCCUCCUCCGCCUGCGACCACUUGCGAGCCCUGCCCCGCCGCUGGGGUGUGCCCGCCUGCAGACGUCCUUCGAGCUCUGAGCCCCCGCAUGCGCGGUAGAAGUCUGACCUGUAGGGGUAGGGGUCGCGUGAGGUUGCCCAGUGUCAGCCCCCCCUCUUCGCCCCCCUCUCACCAGAGGGCUGGGCUGGGGGACUGCGAGCAGAUCUGGCGCGCUGGAAGGCCUCUGAGAUCCUGCGCGAGGGCUGUGGGGAGCGAAGGCCGGUUCGAUUCCGAGCCGAAAGCCGACCGCGGCCCAGACGUCUGAAAUUCCACCCUUCGCGCGGCGGGCCGUGCAUGAAGCGUGACGCCAGCCCGCGAUUUGCCCAGUAGCCGUUGCGAUCCGGGCGGCGUGGCGGGGUCGGGUCACACGACCUCGGGUCGCGGUCGGCCGCGCGGUCGGCGAGACACGGAGAGCAUCGAGAAUGUGGACUCGUGCCUGAGCUGGGAGAGGCCAUCGAUUCCCACAUCCGAACAAUGUCGUUUGAUUUGGAGUCUCUGAGCACUCCGGGCAACAAGAAGGACCUGGGCAGCUGUAAGGCGGAGCUGUUGAGACACUGCAUCCUUAUGAUGCGCCUCCAGCGCCCUUAUCUGGUUUAUUGCUUGCUCUGUGCAGGGUGCGCCACGUUUGCGUUCAUGUCCACCCUCUUCGGCAUGGUCAGCUCCGCUGGGAAGAUCCUACCUGGACAAGCGCACUCCAUCUUGGAUGGCGGGUGCUGGCAGACACUCUGCUGGAUCAUCGUGGGCUGGGCCCUGGUGAUCGAAGUGUUUACCUCGGCAAUUGUCAAUGGGCUCCGCCGCUCACUUAGAGAUUUCUGGUUUGUGUUCGACGCCGCAGUUCUCCUGGUCACUGUGCUGGCGUGGAUGCUGGCCCACUCGGGCGGGCCCACGGCACCAACUGCGCGAGAGGUCGGCGAGAUAGAGGGCGCAGACCUCGCGCUCCUUGCCCUCCGCUUUGCGCUGCAGCUGGGCCGCGUCCUCGCCGCGUGGCUGAUGGCCCACAAGGUGACGCAGAUGCAGAGCGGCUUCCUCGACGUUCCAGACGUGCAGCUGCACGUGUGAUGUCGAAGGGCGCCGAAGUUUACUCUGCCUGCAACGUAACGAGGUCGGUUGGCGGCGAUGGCCGUCAUUCUUUUCCGUCGGCCAGGUGGGCAGCGGGCACCUGACACGCACAAUCGCCCAGUUGCCAGAA